Molecule: messenger RNA, 660 nt
Organism: Paramecium tetraurelia
Lineage: Eukaryota; Ciliophora; Oligohymenophorea; Peniculida; Parameciidae
Exons: 5
Source: RefSeq, a predicted model, not a curated record
AUGAAUUAUUAUACUUCUUUAGAUGGAGGCUCAAAAGUCUAAGAUCUGAUUGAACAGGUUAGAAAAAUGGAUGCGACUAUUUCUGAGGCUGUUAAUUAGAGAAACCUAAAAUUAUAAACUAAUUAAUCUGUACAAAUGGUAGAUAGGCAACUGGCAACAUAGAUUGAAGCCAUUAAUGAUUCGAUUAAAUAAGCAAGGAUGUUAUUAAAUAAAUCAUCGAAUCUCUCUCAAACUGAUAUCUAGAAAUCAAAGGAUUUAUUGGAUGAAUUAUAAAAUAAGUCAGAAAAGUAUAGAAAAGCACUGGAUAUCAAAUAAGUUUUCAAAAUGGAUACCCCAGAAGCAAACAUUGAUUUUAGUUCUAGGUCUAACGUUGAAAUGGUUUAGAUGUAAAAAUAGCUAGUUGAAAAACAAAACAAUACCAUAGACUAAAUGAUUGACACAACAGGGAGAAUGUAAGUUAAUGCCAAACAUAUUAAUAAUGCUUUAUAGGAGGAUCAAGUUAUUUUAAGAAGAUUGAAUGAAAAUGUUGAACAAGCCACUCAUGAAAUCAAAGUUACUGAUUCUAAUCUUAACAGUCUGUUAUCAUACACUAAUGAUUGUUGUUUAUGGACAACCAUCAUAAUAGAAUUUAUGAUUUUUGUUUUUCUUGUUAUAUAUUGA